GUAAGCAGCUUGUGCUAACAUGGUAUCAGCUGUGUGAAUCAAUAGGUACAUGGGUGUGCAGAGCUGUGCCAGAGACCGCGUAGUUGUGAAAUCCACGUAAUCGAAUACAAGCAAUAACCAACAACUCCAAAACCUACAAUUCUGCAGCGAAGUACAUCAGAGACAGAGCGAUGUCUCCUGAUGAGCUGGUGUACUUGGGAGUCCUCGCUGCUUCCAUCCCUGUUGGGUUCCUCUUCCGAUACCUCAGUCCUCCUGUGAAGCAGGGAGCAGCUCUUCUUCUGGGCCUCUCCAUCACUAUCGCCACCUGUAACAUCCACACACUCCACUCCUUGCUGACAGUGAUUGGAACAUGGAUUAUUAUAAAGAGCAGCUGGCGGCAUGCACCAGCUCUCAGUCUCAGCUGGACCUUUCUCUACCUCCUCUUCUUCCGGCUGGUCACUUGGUUCGGGCUGCCACCUCCGACACCUUUUGCCAACGCCGUCCAGCUUCUCCUCACUCUCAAGAUGGUGAGUCUGGCAAACGAGGUGCGCAGCUUCCACGUGGAGAAGAAAAAGGAAGUGAGCUCCUUUGCCAAGUCCUCUGUCAUCAUUGGUCUGACUGAGGAGCCCUCUUUCUACGAUAUUCUGUCUUAUAGCUACUGUUAUGUUGGUAUAAUGACCGGUCCCUUCUUUCGCUUCCAAACGUACGCCGACUGGCUGAGGCAGCCAAGCCCGCAGACCCUGCCCGGCUGGUUGCCGUGCCUACAGCGUCUGAAGCUGGUUCCUGUCUACGGCGCUCUGUUCCUGGCUGUAAACUCGGUCUUUCCUCUGGCCUACGUUCGGUCAGAGGAAUUCCUGGAUCAGAACUUUUUCUUUAGGUUGUUCUACAUGACAGCUGUGUUCUUCGUGUUCCGAAUGCGUUUCUAUGCAGCCUGGUGUGGAGCUGAAGCUGGCUGUAUCAGUGCAGGUCUGGGCUGCUAUCCAGAGAAAGCUCUGUCCAAACCUGGAGGAGGACCCACUGUCAUCUACAGCCCUGAUCCCACCGCUGAAGAAAAAUAUGACUUCAGAACCAUCCAGAACAUCGACUGCUAUAACACUGACUUCUGUGUGAAGGUCCGGCACGGCAUGCGUUACUGGAACAUGACAGUGCAGUGGUGGCUGCAUCACUACAUCUACCCCAAUUCUCCCUUUAAAGCCUACACUCUCAGGGCUGGUUGGACCAUGUUCAUCAGCGCAUACUGGCACGGCCUCCACGCUGGAUACUACCUCUCCUUCCUCACCAUCCCCCUGUGCAUCGCAGCUGAGUCUGCCAUGGAAGCCUCAGUCCGAGUCAAACUAGGCCCCCGUGGACAGAACAUCUUUGACUGGGUCCAAUGGUUCCUGAAGAUGAGGGCGUACGACUACAUGUGCAUGGGCUUUGUGCUGCUGAAGGCCUCUGACACCAUCAACUACUGGACGUCCAUCUACUUCAUCAUCCACAUUGUCGCUGUUUGCUGUAUAGUCAUCGGAAAUGUCCUGAAGGGAGGGAGAAGAGGGGACAAGGAGGUAGAGAAGAAAGAGAACGUGAAAGAGACAACUGGAGAGAAAAACGACUGAAUGGAGAGACAGAUUAUUUUUCAGAUAUCAGAGGAGUUACAUCAAAACAAGAACUUCCAACAUUGAUCGCACAAACACUUAACUCUCAAGCAACAAAACAUCCCACAUGUCCAUUUGGAUCUCUUGUUCACAAAAUAAAGUUCAACUAGAGUUCAUUCAAAUUAGAUUAAAUCAGACAAAAUGUAAAACCUGAUAAAGGUCAACAUUUUCAUUUACAUGUACAUAUACAUAACAAAACUGUGACCUCUGGGAGAGGAAUGUUUGAGAUCAAUGAAUGUCACUUUUAUAGUGUGAAUGAAAACCUGGGUUGAAAUAGUCGAUGAGCUCCCCUGUAUCUACUCUGUCUGCCUGUACAGUAUGUGUACAUUUAUUCCAUUCCCGUUGAAAAGCUGUAACACAGGUCAAAAUUAUGUUGUUUAAAAGUGAGGAUUAUCAAAAUAUAGCAGGUCCAGUCCAACAAGAAACCUCAUUAUGAUCGUACAAAUAAUGAAAAGGGGGGCCAAUUUACUGAGAUUUGAUUGGAUUAGUUUUCUUACACAACAAACACUCAGUUUAAUGUUACAAUGUAUGAAGUCUGGAGGGCAGAAAGAAUAGAUUAUGUUGAAUGUGCCAUUAUUACGGUUCAGAUGUCAAAACCUGUGUGAGAGUAUUUUCAAAGCUUUGGUGAAAAUAAUUCUGCUGCCAUCUAGUAUCUCAAAUCAUCAAAUUGUUUUUUUUUUACUACAAUGAGUGGUCAAAACAGAGUAAUGCUUUUGUUAAAUCAUCUUAACAAACACAUUUUAGUUCACUUAAUGCAAUAUACAAGCAUCAUGGUGCUCCACCAAUUUCAAUAUCCAGAUGUCCAGAUGACAUUUUGUUUUUCUAUUAACAUUUUUCAGAUGUUUUGUUUUUAGCUUCCUAAAUCAAUUCCACUCUUGCAACAUUCUGACUUUUCCUGAAUAUUUCUUUGCUAGGACUUACUCUUGUGAUCCAGUGAAUCCAGCUACCCCCCCCCCACAUACUCUUAUUCUGUAUCUGUAAGCACAUCAGAUCAUACCAGAAACAUAGGCACUGUCAGCUCUAUAGAACAGCGCAAAGAGCGAAAGUCCAUUCACUGCCAAAAAUGUUCUCUGUACUGCCAUCACGGACCAUUCAGGGUUGGGACCAAACAUUGGAUAACAAAGAGCCGUCUGUGUUGCAUCAUAACUACAAGCUGCCAAUGUUGGCCAUGAAUAACAGCACAGUUAGAGCUGGGCAAGGAAAUCAUCUACACAAAUUUGAACCGAAUGUCAUGUAAAUCCAUCCAGUAGUAUUUCUGUCAACCUUGCUGACAGAAAACCAAAAGAUCCAAAGACAAUCCCCAGUGGGAGUGAUGAUCACAGUACACUGUCACAAUGUCAUGUGACCUCUUAGAUGUCUAAAAGAAAAACGUGAGACUGCUCUGAAAGAUGUAUUCAGGCAGAAGACAUUUCUAUAGUUGUUAACUUCAUGACUUAACGUCAUGUUAUUCUUCUACUCAAAGUUCAUUAUGAUCAUGUUGAAUCAUGCUCAGCUCUGACCACAGUAAACCAUGUAUUAUUGGACAAACUGUCAGGCCUUCUUUCACAACUGUGUCCUCCUGUGAGGCAGCAUCACUGCUUUAAGCGAGCGUGACUGCCUGAGCUGAAAGUCUUAUUUCCUUGUGUUAUAUUGUUAUCGAUCUCAUUUAACUUGCAAACAGAUUAUUUGUUUACCCUCUCAGUGCCACAAAAGAGCCCUGUUUGUCUCUGUUUUUAUUAUUUUCCAGCAAAAGUUGUGAUGACUCUGGUCCCUGUUUACUUCUCAUGUUGUUUUCCAGCCUCACUGUCUGUAACACACUCCUCCCUGCUCUGUAACAACACUGGCAAAUAUAACCCACAUGUGUCCUCAUUUAUAAAAUACUUCCUGGUAUGAUUGUCAUUGAGUUAUUUGUAUAUUUUGACCUUUAUACUUACCUUGUGUAUGCAGCAAAGAUUAAAUAAGUUAAGAAGCUUUCUGGGUGUCAGACGGGGAAAUCAUUGACUCUCCUGCAUCAGUGAAAACACACCUGCAGACUUACUGCCACACAGAGUUUAAUCUUCAUAUUAAACACUCAAGAACAUGUAUAGAACGCUUUCAUGAUGAAUGUAAUAGUCAUUGAGGGUUUAUUCACAAUGUCAAAGCUACUUUUUUCUUUUGUUGCCAUCUUUGCCUGUCAUUAAAACUCACCAAAACUG
This is a messenger RNA of Labrus bergylta (ballan wrasse), 3787 nucleotides long. Lineage: Eukaryota; Metazoa; Chordata; Actinopteri; Labriformes; Labridae. The record is from RefSeq and is a predicted model, not a curated record.